Messenger RNA from Blepharisma stoltei, 1791 nucleotides. Lineage: Eukaryota; Ciliophora; Heterotrichea; Heterotrichida; Blepharismidae. The record is from the annotation of a GenBank genome assembly.
AUGGGUUCGUGCAACUGUAUGCAUUCAAAAAAAGAAGAAGGAGGAAUAGCUCUAGACAACCCUGCUCCUACUAAUAAGAAUUACAAGCUUCAAUCAGAAUUGUUGCCUUCGCCUACUCCAUCAGCUGUAACUACAGCCAACGUUCAAGUAGAAGCAAUAUCUCCUGAGCCUAUUAAGCCAGCUCUAUCCAAAAUAGACACCAUUAAAGUCCAAUCUGCCUGCAGAGGCUAUCUCGCUAGGAAAUCUUUUGCAGCAAAUUCCAAAGUUACCAUAAAUUCUCAACCUCCAGCAAAAGAACAAGCAGCCCCUACUAAAGCUCCAAGUCUCCAAGAACUGAACGAAAUUCCAAGCCACCUUAUAAGCCCUCUUGCCAAAGAUAUGAUAUUCUGUGAUACGCAAAUUGUGUACCAGGCUCCACAUGUGGGAAAUUUUUCUUAGAUGGAGCCAAAUUCAGAUGUUGAGUCUACACAAUUGAAUGGUUCCACAUUUUGAAUUUGGCUCCACACAUGGAAAAAUUUCCCAUAUGUGGAGCCGGCACACAAUUUGUAUAUCAGAGUAUAUCAAGCCUAGGGCCGUUUAACUUCAACUAUAGCCCCACUCCUGGAGCAACUGCAAAAGGCCCAGUCAAAAAUCCUGAUGGAAGCGUUUAUGUAGGCGAAUGGAGCUCAGAAGGUUUGCAAAAUGGGAAAGGGACACUAUACGCAACUGAUGGAUCUAUUUCUGAAGGAUAUUGGAAAUCAGGCAAACUUCAUGGAAAAGCUAGAAGAAUUUCCCCAUCUGGAGAUGUAUAUGAAGGAGACUGGGUUGAAGGCCAAAUGCAAGGGAAAGGAAAAAUGGUUUAUGCAAUGAAAAAUGUAUAUGAAGGCGAAUGGGCUAUGGGCAAACAGUCAGGAAUGGGAAUUGAAAGCUGGCCUGAUGGGUCAAGAUAUGAAGGACAAUAUAAAGAUGGAGAGAAAAAUGGGUUCGGAAAAUUCUCUUGGGCUGAUGGAAGUCAUUAUGAAGGAGAAUUUGUAAAUAAUCAAAUCAUAAAUAAAAUGGCAUUCGGUUCGAGAGAAAUUGGCUCUGCCAAUUUUCUCUCCCUCAUGGAAUUUUAUUUAUGGGGUUGGGUUUUCUCUCGAGAACUUCUGCACAGCAAUAGUCGUUUAACUUUGGGGAUAACCAAAGCACACGACUCCUCAGUGCACUCAAGAUUUCGGAGUUUUACCUCUCAGCACGUCCCCACGGGAGGAUGACCCUUAGGCGGAACACGCGCAGGAGCUGAGUCUGGACGAGCGACGGCAACGCGCCGGGUGAGAUGUGCGGCGAUUUAUCUGGCGACUAGCCUCAUAGAAGGCUUGGGUGUGGGCUGACCACAUAUUCCAAGAUGGCUUGGUGACGUCACUAGUUGUCGCUUUGACCCUUUUUCAUUAAGGGGUGUGGGCACUAGACACCUUAAAAACUAUGUAACUAAGUAAGUAAGUAAAUAAUCAAAUCGAAGGGAGAGGAAAAUAUGUCUGGAAUAAUGAUAGAGAAUAUGAAGGGGAAUGGAAAAACAAUAAAAUGCAUGGCAAAGGCAUUUUCAAGUGGUCUGAUGGAAGAUAUUAUGAAGGACAAUAUGUGAUGGACCAAAAAGAAGGAUGGGGCAUUUUUGGAUGGCCAAAUGGCAAAAAAUAUGAAGGAAACUGGCUUAAUGGCAAGCAACAUGGACAAGGAACUUUGUAUAAUGAGAAAGGCAAAGCUAGAAAAGGAGUCUGGGAAAACGGAAAAAUGAAAAAAGAGCCAUCAGAUAAAGCUUCAGAUAAAAACGAUUAG